Molecule: messenger RNA, 496 nt
Organism: Sinocyclocheilus anshuiensis
Lineage: Eukaryota; Metazoa; Chordata; Actinopteri; Cypriniformes; Cyprinidae
Product: ATP-dependent 6-phosphofructokinase, platelet type-like
Exons: 6
Biological process (GO): fructose 6-phosphate metabolic process; canonical glycolysis; fructose 1,6-bisphosphate metabolic process
Cellular component (GO): membrane; 6-phosphofructokinase complex
Molecular function (GO): identical protein binding; monosaccharide binding; ATP binding
Source: RefSeq, a predicted model, not a curated record
ACACAGGAGGUUCAGAAGGCCAUGGAUGAAAAGCGAUUUGAAGAAGCUGUAAAACUGCGUGGCAGAAGUUUCGAAAACAACCGGAACACUUACAAACUCCUGUCCCAUCACAAAAUUGAUACUGAACUUCCACAUAGCUCAUUUAACGUGGCUGUGUUGAAUGUUGGCGCUCCUGCAGCUGGCAUGAAUGCAGCCGUGCGUUCGGCCGUCAGGGUGGGGAUCACCGAAGGCCACACUUUGUUUGCUGUAAAUGAUGGAUUUGAGGGCUUCUAUAAGGGACAGAUAAAAGAAAUCAAGUGGGGUGAUGUUGGGGGCUGGACAGGCCAGGGCGGGUCCCUGCUAGGAACAAAAAGAACUCUUCCAGCAAAACACAUUGAUAAAAUUGCAGAACAGAUGAAGAUUCACAACAUUAACGCUUUACUGAUUAUUGGAGGUUUUGAGGCAUAUUUGGGGCUGUUGGAGCUGCAAGCAGCUCGUUCCAAACACGCAGAGCUUU